UUAAACCCACAUUUUCUACAAUGCCAACAACAGAAGAAGUACAGGCAAAAAUAUCGGCGUUCUCAACCUCAUGGGUGGGAUUGCUUAUUGCAGUGUUGGUGGUUUACAAAAUCGCCUACACGGUUCAGAAUAUGAUACUUGCCAAAAAAAUGGGUUGCAAAGCCCCCACCACCUUUCUCCAAGAUUAUGCCUUGGGAUUUAGAAACGUCGGUGAGAUGCUUAAGAACAAGAAACUGGGAUUUUUGAACAACUUUACUCUUCAGAGAUUUAACCAGUUUGGAGACACUAUUUCUCUUCGAGUGGCUGGUAACGUUAUGUUUAUCACCAGAGAGCCGGAAAACAUCAAGGCUAUUUUGGGAACUCAGUUCAACGAUUUCGACUUGGGAAUCCGGUACAAGCAGUUUUUGCCGUUAUUGGGAGACGGCAUCUUUACCUUGGACCAUAAAGGCUGGAAAAAUUCCAGAGCCAUGUUGAGACCUCAGUUUGCCAGAGAACAAGUGGCCCAUGUCAAGAUGUUGGAACCACAUGUACAAAACUUGUUUGCUCAUAUCCGCAAGUACCAGGGCCAGGUGUUUGAUAUCCAAACGUAUUUCUUCAAGCUUACAAUGGACUCUGCCACCGAGUUUUUGUUUGGGGAGUCGGUGGAAAGUUUGAGAGACGAGAGUAUCAAUAUGGUUCCCACCGGCGAGUGUGAUGUGGGGUUAAAGACCCGGUUUGCCGACUCGUUCAACGACGCACAGACGGUGUUGGCCACCAGAGCCAUGUUGCAGCAGUUAUAUUUUUUGGUCAACACCACCAGAUUCAAGGAAGCCUGUAAGGAUGUGCACGGCUUGACGGACUUUUUCGUUCACCAGGCAUUAAACACCUCUCCUGACGAGUUAGAAAAGAAGCUGAAGGGUGGGUAUAUUUUCUUGUUUGAGUUGGUGAAGCAGACAAGAGAUCCCAAGAUCUUGAGAGAUCAGGCCUUGAACAUCUUAUUGGCUGGAAGAGAUACAACUGCUGGAUUGUUGAGUUUCACGUUCUUUGAGUUGGCCAGGAAUCCCCAAAUGUUUGACAAAUUGAAGGAGGAAAUCCAUGCUACUUUUGGUGCUGGCGCUGAAUCUCGUAUCGACGAUAUCACCUUUGAAAGCUUGAAAAAAUGUGAAUACUUGAAGGCCGUCAUCAAUGAAGCAUUGAGAAUGUACCCUUCGGUUCCCCAGAACUUCAGAAUAACCAACAAAAACACCACACUUCCAAGAGGCGGUGGUCCCGACGGCCUUUCACCAAUUUUCAUUCCUAGGCAUUCUACUGUGGCCUACUCGGUAUAUGCUACCCACAGACACGAACGCUUCUACGGGAAGGAUGCUGAGGUGUUUAGGCCAGAGAGAUGGUUUGAUGAAGGAACAAAGAAGUUGGGCUGGGCCUUUUUACCUUUCAACGGGGGUCCCAGAAUCUGUCUUGGACAGCAGUUUGCUCUUACUGAGGCUUCUUAUGUGGUGGCCAGAAUAGUACAAGAGUUUAGUAGCUUGAAGUCAUUCGAUGAGCAGUACCCACCCAAACUUAACUCCCAGUUGACGGUGAAUCUCGAAGACGGAUGUCAUAUCACUUUGACUUGAGCAUACCUUCUUGGUUUAUGUAUUUAUUUAUAGUGUAUUCAAAUGUUGAUUCUUUUCGCAUUC
This is a messenger RNA of Yamadazyma tenuis ATCC 10573, 1658 nucleotides long. The record is from RefSeq and is a predicted model, not a curated record. NCBI's taxonomy places the organism in Eukaryota, Fungi, Ascomycota, Pichiomycetes, Serinales, Debaryomycetaceae.